AUGUCUCAGGCACUACACACCAGCUCUGCGAGGGUGAUGGACGGCUUAGACCUGCCCACUGUUUCCAUCGGGGACAUGUCUUCCAGCAGGAGCGAAAGCCUGGAGGACCUGUGCCCCUGGGUCCCUGACAGCCUGCUCGCCUGCCGCCCCGCACCCCUGACGACCAGCGUGCACACUGACCACUUCUACACUGUCUACCGGCCCUGGUUCUCGCCCUACAGCUACUUCAUGUGCACCAAACAACCCCUCCAGAAAUACCAGGGGAUCUCCGCCCACCUGGCCUUCGGCACCCCGGAGACGAAGGAGCCUGAUAACCUUUCAGAGACCAUCUGCUCCUCCCCUAACUCGUCGGACAAAGCCCAGCACCCCGAGAGGGAGAGGCAGGCCAGGGAUGAAACCAACAUCACGGUCCGGGACAUCCUCAACGCUUCCCAGCUGCAGCUGGUGAGCCAGCACGGCUACCAGUGCAUGUCGUGCUGCCGCAUCUUCCCCACGAUCUGGUCCAUCAGGACUCACAUCAAGCACAGCUCCCAGGAGGGCUACAGCUGCAAGGUGUACUACCGCAAGCUCAAGGCCCUGUGCGAGAAGGAGCUCAAGAAGCAGGAGGCUGCAGCCCGCAGGCUGCCCGCGUAG
Molecule: messenger RNA, 633 nt
Organism: Chaetura pelagica (chimney swift)
Lineage: Eukaryota; Metazoa; Chordata; Aves; Apodiformes; Apodidae
Gene: SPATA46
Product: chromosome unknown open reading frame, human C1orf111
Exons: 2
Coding region: 1-633 (210 amino acids)
Biological process (GO): fertilization
Cellular component (GO): nuclear membrane
Source: RefSeq, a predicted model, not a curated record